Messenger RNA from Penicillium brasilianum, 3635 nucleotides. The record is from the annotation of a GenBank genome assembly. Lineage: Eukaryota; Fungi; Ascomycota; Eurotiomycetes; Eurotiales; Aspergillaceae.
UCUUCACAUUCGUUUCAGCCUUUUUUCUUUCUCGGCUUCCCUAUAUAUCGGUGCAGAGCUUCGACCUCUCUCUGCGCCGCCAUGGCACCCAGAUUUAAAGACGGUGAUGCCGUGGUUUCCAUCAACGGAAAAUGGAUUUCAUGGACUCACACUUUGUUCGCGUAUGCCGCGUUCUUCAGCGCGUUGAUUGUCGGUUGCGCUUUGCAUUACCACAAGAUUGUUCAGAAUGAACACUACGGCUAUCCCGACGAAUGGUUUCCCUCCGUCUCCGCGACGAUUGGUGAUCGUUAUCCCGAACGCUCGUUCUUCCAAGUUUUCAUCGCCAUCACUUCCGGUCCUCGCUUCGCCCUCGUCUUCUUGUGGUACGUGCUUACCGCGCGUCCGAACUCGUCUCUCCCUAAGAUCGUCGCUGGCGUGGGUGUCUUCCGCACCUUGACCUGCGGUGGAUGGACCUAUGUCACCUCCACUGACGAUCAUGACUGGCACGAUAUCUUCAUGAUCUCGUACCUCGUUGCAACCUUGCCGUGGACGCUGGGCUGCCUUGCGCUGAGCCCCAACAACCGUCGUGCCGUCAAGUAUCGUAAGAUCAUGGCUGGCCUCUUCUUCGGAACCUUGGUGCCAUUGAUCUACUACUUCAUUCAACACAAGGUUCACAAGGUGGCUGGAGCAUACACCCGCUACGCUUUCUUCGAGUGGUCCCUGAUUCUGUUCGAUGUCGGCUUCGACGCCAUCACCGUGCUCGACUUUGAAGGAUUCGAAAUUGUGAUUCGGGAUAUCAAGGGUAUCAGCAGAGGACAGUUGAAAACGACUGCGGAUUCUGUUCUUGAGAAAGAGAAGGGCAAGCCCGUGGGCAACACUUUUGGCGAGGGCUUUUUCUGGACUGAGAUCGUUGACGCUGCUGCUGAUGUCUACAAUGGGUUUGUCUUCUGGACCAUUGUGACCGGUCUUCCCGUGCUCGUGUGGUACUUCCCACUUUGGCACAUGGGUAUCUCAGGCUACGAGGUUGCGAUUGUGGCUGUCGUGUCGCCGUUCUUCUUUGCCAUCCCUUCCCUGCGACAGCUUGCAGUUAAGAACCUGCGGCUCCUCCAUCUGAUCUCGCUGUCCGGUCUUCUGGCCUACAGGUUCCAGAAUCCUGCUCACCGUCUGUUCGUGACUACUUUUGCUCUCGCAGUCACCUGUGCCGCAUGGACUGCUACCUUCUUUGCCGAGCGUGCCAACACGCCCCGCUUGGAGACUCGGAUCAUGGCCUGGGGCAUCGGUCUGAUUAUGUCCGUUAUUGCCAAGUUCGCUUGCUCCACCAACAACCCUCUCUGGCCCACCAUGCAUGCCGAGAAUGGUGGUUGGAACAAGAUUGGUCUUUUCCUUGCGAUCUUCUCUGUCCUGCGCUCCCAGCGCCCCACGACCACCAGCGGUGGUGACUAUCUGCCCGCUGGCGGCAAGAAGGGUUCUGCCCUUUUGGCCGGUCUUGGCUUUGGCGGUCUUCUCUUUGCCAUUGUCUCUCUUCUGACUGACUCCAGCACCAUGAUCUCCUGGGUCUGGGAAGGAUAUCCCGUUCGUGGUCCCAUUGCCGUGCCGCACGGUGCCGUCACUAUCUUCGUUAUGGGCGCUGGUCUGGUCUAUGGUAUUUUCAACCCUGCGAUCGCAGGUACCUGGACGGCCUUUGGACUUGGAUCCAUUGGUGCAACUCUUCUCACUUACUACCACCACUGGACUGGGUUUUACGGUGCUCUGGCCUUUGCAUUCUAUAUCAUGGCCGUUGCCCCCGUUCUCAUUGCCUCCUGCGUUCGCCACGGCGCUGCUAGCACCUUCGGAGUUGGCUUCCUCCUUUACGUCUUCCUCCUGCUCUUCCACGUCUGGGUUGUUGCCUAUGCCUUCGUUCCUGGUGGUCCUCUCGUGCGAGAGCACACUGACUGGCUCAUGAUGACGACUAUGCUCGCCAUCGGUGCCGGUGUGUUCUCCGCUGCUACUACCAACUCUACUCGCUCUUCCCGCAAGAAGCCCAUUAGCCCCAACAGCAAGCGUCAGCGCUCGUAUUACAUCUACGUGCUGGCGGCACUGCAGCUGCUCUCCGUUUCCGUGGCUUACCUGCGCUUCCCGACCAAUGACUACGUCCCCCACCACAAGGAGGACAAGGUUGUUACCGCCGGUAUCUGGACCGUCCAUUUCGGUCUGGACAAUAACAUGUGGGCCGCCGAGCGCCGUAUGCGCGAUGUUCUGGGCGAACUGGAACUGGACGUGAUCGGCUUCCUCGAGUCCGACAACCAACGCAUCAUCAUGGGUAACAAGGAUGUCACUCAGUACAUCGCAGAGGACCUCGGCUACUAUGCUGACUUUGGUCCUGGCCCCAACAAGCACACCUGGGGCUCUGCCUUGCUGUCCAAGUUCCCUAUCGUCAACUCCACCCAUCACCUUCUCCCCUCGCCCGUUGGUGAGCUGGCUCCUGCCAUCCACGCUACUCUCGAUAUGUACGGUGAGAUGAUUGACGUUGUCGUAUUCCACUCCGGUCAGGAGGAGGACCCCGAGGACCGCCGUCUUCAGACUGAAUAUCUGUCUAAGCUGAUGGGCUCGUCCCCUCGCCCCUUGAUCCUGUUGAGUUAUCUCGUCACCAAGCCUCUCGAGGGUAACUACAACACCUAUGUCAGCGAGUUGAGCGGCAUGAAGGAUAUCGAUCCCACCGAUUGGGACCGUUGGUGCGAGUACAUUCUCUUCAAGAAGUUGAAGCGUACUGGUUACGCCCGUAUCAGCCGCGACACCAUCACCGAUACUGAGAUUCAGGUCGGCAAGUUCGUUAUCGGCGAGCCCGAGCCCGAGGAGGAAGUCCGUGUUCCGGAGGAGUUGGUCCCCGUUGGCCGACGCUUCCCUGCGCUCUUCCGCGGCGAGGGUGUUCGCGGUCACCGCUACCACGUCUUUGACGAGCCCAGGUAUUGGCAGUAAACUUGGCUAUACAUGGCUCGCCACAGCCUGGGGCCAUUUGACAGAAAAUAAUUGCUUGUGAGAGGCUGUUCGGACUUAUGAUUUUGUGAUGUGUGAAAUACUCUGGAAUAGGAAGGGCGGAAAAUCCAUGUUCUUGUGGAUAGAUCACCUGCAGAGAAUUAAUCAUCUAAUUUGCUCCAUUUUUGAAGAUUGGGAUGAGCAAUUAAGGCGCCGCCUAAUUCGGCUUUAGCAUUGUACAGCAUGUAGAAAUACAUGGGUUCCGCGCCCCUGGGAUGUUCCAGGGGUCAAGUUCAGUGGUGUGGACCUUUCUUUGAACUUUCGAAUGGUUGCAGUCAAACCGAGGGGCAAAGGACAAAGCAAGACUCCAAAACAUGGCAUCCGAGUCAGCACCCAACUGCUGAAUAUCCAUUUCUUUGUUUCUCGGGGUACCGGAUCCUUCCAAGAUGACUUGGAACCCAUUCUUUGUGUGCGCCAUCCGACACGGUUCCAGGUUGUUUCACUCAAUAGGUCUUACUCGCUUCUGUCUCUGGUAGCUGGCCAGCACAGCCUUGUGGACCUGGCAUUGUAGAGCAGCCACAUUCUAAAUUCGCGGAUCUGACUGUUUGGAUGGACGGGCGUUUCUUUCAAAUUUAACGGAACCAUAGCUUCGAAUGUUCCCCUGAUCUCCUUCUGUAUUGACUGCAAAUAAAAUAUGUCUCAGG